Messenger RNA from Oncorhynchus mykiss (rainbow trout), 2953 nucleotides. NCBI's taxonomy places the organism in Eukaryota, Metazoa, Chordata, Actinopteri, Salmoniformes, Salmonidae. The record is from RefSeq and is a predicted model, not a curated record.
UCACUGACGCAUUCCGUUUGGAACAAUAAAUAGAGCGAACAAGGCUCCUUCCAGUUCACAAGUCUGAGAAGACGCAUGAAGAAGUUCUUGCUUCAACAGUGAUUGAACGGAACUCCUCUGCCUUCGUCCCGCAUUUUGGAUUGAUAACAUAACACUUACCUGAACUAUAAUAGCAAAAUAGUCGAAUAAACCCUAUUUUUGUACCGUUACUUUAGAUAUUAAAGAAAAUCUGCCAAAAUGGAGUCUCAGAUCCGCCAGAACUAUCACCACGAUUGCGAAGCUGCCAUCAACCGGAUGAUCAACUUGGAGAUGUUUGCCUCCUACACCUACACUUCAAUGGCUUUCUAUUUCUCCCGUGACGAUGUGGCUCUGUCUGGCUUCGCGCAUUUCUUCAAGGAGAACAGCGACGAGGAGCGGGAGCACGCCGACAAGCUACUCUCCUUCCAGAACAAGAGAGGUGGACGCAUUUUACUCCAGGACAUCAAGAAGCCAGAACGUGAUGAGUGGGGCAAUGGGCUGGAGGCCAUGCAGUGUGCUCUGCAGCUGGAGAAGAAUGUGAACCAGGCCCUUCUGGACCUGCACAAGAUUGCCUCUGGAAAGGUUGACCCCCAUCUGUGUGACUUCCUGGAGACCCAUUACCUGAAUGAGCAGGUGGAGGCCAUUAAGAAGCUGGGAGACCACAUCACCAACCUCACCAAGAUGGAUGCUGUCAAAAACAAGAUGGCAGAGUACCUGUUUGACAAGCACACCCUGGGAGGCCAGAGCUAAACCACUUCCAUCCCCAGGCUACGGCCUCCAGCCUCAGACCAGGACUCCUGGCUUCUCUGAUGGAUCCUACUGGCUUUACAUUUAUAGGGGAGAGUGUUAAACUGGUGCAGUGCAACACAGCUGUAACAUUAGUGUUUCUGUUGACAACACUACUGUAUUGGAGGCAAGGCUUCUUAUAAAACAAUUAAAAAUAUCAGUUAAGUUUGUUGCUGUUUUCUAAGUGUUGACCUGUAGUAAUGGAUGUUGUAUCAGUCUAUUGAGGUUCUUUGCUCUUUUACUGAGCAUCUUCAUACCAGUGGUGAAUACUGACAAUUGACUGACUGAGGGUCAUAACAAUAGAAGUUUAACAUGAGGUUUUAUAAAGGAUGUUACCUCUCACCACAGAGGGUGUCCUUUACCGUAUCUUGUAAUAGUGCCAUAUCAAUUAAGGGCCCAGCUGUCAACUCUAGGUCCAUAGGAGUGAAAUGGGUAACUACAGUUGAUAUAGACCUUUUAAUCUGAGCAUCACAAGUUUAUUAUUAUACAGCCUAGAGGUCAAUCAAACCCUUGCGUCCUGCUCGGUAAUUCAGUUAGCAAGUUAUGGUAUAUUUCUCUAGUGAUGAAUUUCAUCUCUUACUGACACAAAAUAUGUCUACUUCAGGUAAUACCCAAAAGUUCCCCUACAGCAAACUAUGAACUGAGUACUCAAAAUAGUAAAUCUACAAGCCUCUUGUUCACCAUAAGGGGCUUAUCGGAGCUGUCAUAUGGUUGCAAAGCUACUGGUAAUUUACUGAAGUCGUUCAUUUUGGUAAUUGACAGCCAAGCUUCACCUUAAUACUUUUAACUGAAAAUAUUGCUAGACAAUUUUAAGGUGUCCAUAUAGUAAAUGAGUUUCUAGCGGGUAGACCAUUUCGUUAAAGGGGAAAAUGGCCUAAUGAGAAGUGUCUAAUCAGCAAUGGCAUUUUCAAUAACUAAACUAUUUCCUUUUCACAACUGCCGCCAACAUUAACAACCUAGAAGUAUUGACAUGGUAAAAUGGAGUACAUUUAAUUAAAAGAUAAUGGUGUUCACAGAGUUGAUUUAUAUUUAGGGUAAUGUUUUGCAGCUUUGUCAUUCUAUUUGAAAAUAUAUUUUACAUGUGAAAUCCACACACGCCAGAUAUUUGUGAUAAUCAGACGUACCCAAGAAGGCUACUAGAUGGCAUCUGGUUCAUUUGCAUUUUCCAACAUUUGAAUUUAUGGAUCCCUAUUAGCUGCUGUCAAGGUAUCAGUUACUGGGGCCUCCCGGGUGGCGCAGUGGUUAAGGGCGCUGUACUGGGUUCGCACCCAGGCUCUGUCGUAACCGGACGCGACCGGGAGGUCCGUGGGGCGACGCACAAUUGGCCUAGCGUCGUCCGGGUUAGGGAGGGAUUGGUCGGUAGGGAUCUCCUUGUCUCAUCGCGCACCAGCGACUCCUGUGGCGGGCCGGGCGCAGUGCGCGCUAGCCAAGGUUGCCAGGUGCACGGUGUAGCCUCCGACACAUUGGUGCGGCUGGCUCCGGGUUGGAUGCGCGCUGUGUUAAGAAGCAGUACGGCUGGUUGGGUUGUGUAUCGGAGGACGCAUGACAUUCAGCCUUCGUUUCUCCCGAGCCCAUACGGGAGUUGUAGCAAUGAGACAAGAUAGUAGCUACUACAACAAUUGGAUACCAUGAAAUUGGGGAGAAAAAGGGGUAAAAUCAAAUUUUAAGAAAGGUAGCAGUUACUCUUUAUGGGGUCUAGCAAAAUAAAGGCAGUUCUAUACAAUAACACUAACAUUACAUUAGAUUUCACAACACAUUAAGGGUUUGCCCUCAGGCCACUACUCUUCUACAACACGAAAUGUAUUGCAUUUUUCAAUUAAUAAUUGAGUAGCCCAGCAUUCACAUUCAAUUCCAUAUUUUGAGCCAUAGGCCUAUCCAAGCUUUUACACAUAAUUUAGUUGUCCAAAGUUGGCAUCAUCAUCACUUUAAUUGGAUUGAUAAGGUAUUUCUAUCCCAGUUCACUUUCACUACAACAAAGUAAUCAGCCUCUCUGUUUUCAGUUAGACUAACACAAUACUUGUUUAAUUUGAUUCAUUAUAGAAUCUUCACCUUAUUAGAACAUGAUUUCCUUUACAACCAUGUAUGUAUGUACGUAUACAUGUAUACUUGUUAUAUUAAUUGAUAGUGCAAUUAAAGUGUCAUCAAGUCA